Molecule: messenger RNA, 1395 nt
Organism: Trichosporon asahii var. asahii CBS 2479
Lineage: Eukaryota; Fungi; Basidiomycota; Tremellomycetes; Trichosporonales; Trichosporonaceae
Product: serine-tRNA ligase
Exons: 4
Coding region: 1-1395 (464 amino acids)
Biological process (GO): seryl-tRNA aminoacylation
Cellular component (GO): cytosol
Molecular function (GO): tRNA binding; ATP binding; serine-tRNA ligase activity
Source: RefSeq, a predicted model, not a curated record
AUGAUCGAUCUUGCCUACUUCCAGACGGACAAGGGCGGCAACCCCGAGAUCGUGCGCGAGUCGCAGCGCAAGCGUGGAGCCAAGGUUGAGCUCGUCGACGAGGUUCUUGAGCUCUACAACCAGGCUAGGGCUGCCCAGUAUGAGGUUGAGACCGAGCGCCGCGCGGUCAACGCCGUCCAGAAGGAGAUCGGUGCCAUCAAGAAGGCCAAGGGCGAUGCCUCGGAGCUCCUGGCCAAGAAGGCCGAGCACGACAAGAAGAUUGCUGAGCUCCAGGCUAAGGCCAACGAGCUCAACAACGCCCGUGACCGCACCGCUGCCAGGAUAGGAAACAUUGUCGACCCUGCCUGCCACGUCUCUCUGACUGAGGACGACAACCCCGUCAAGGCUUUCUGGCACCCCGAGCCCAACCACAAGGGCAACUCUGCUCCUCUCACUGUUGAGGACAAGCAGACUGACAUCCUUCCCCACCACGAGGUUAUGUACCGCCUCGAGGCCUUCGACGGCGAGCGCGGCUCCAAGAUCAACGGUCACCGUGGCUACUUCCUGACCAACGACGGUGUCGACCUUAACCAGGCUCUCAUCAACUACGGUCUCGACUUCCUCCGCAAGAAGCAGUACAAGAAGAUCCAGGCUCCCUUCAUGAUGCGCAAGGAGAUCAUGGCCAAGACUGCCCAGCUUGAGGAGUUCGACGAGGCUCUCUACAAGGUUACUGGCGGUGACGGCGUCGAGGAGAAUGACCGAUACCUCAUUGCCACCUCGGAGCAGCCCCUGUCCGGCAUGCACUCUGACGAGAACAUCGAGCCCAAGUCCCUCCCCAUCAAGUACGCUGGUUACUCGACCUGUUUCCGUAAGGAGGCCGGUAGCCACGGCCGCGACACCUGGGGUAUCUUCCGUGUCCACCAGUUCGAGAAGGUCGAGCAGUUUAUUAUUUGCGACCCUGAGGAGUCCCCCGCCAUGCUCGACUCGAUGGUCGAGACCGCCCGCGAGUUCUACGAGUCGCUUGAGAUCCCCUACCGUGUUGUCAACAUCGUCUCUGGCGGUCUCAACAACGCUGCUUCGAUCAAGUACGACCUCGAGGCCUGGUUCCCCUUCCAGGGAGAGUACAAGGAGCUCGUCUCGUGCUCCAACUGCACGGACUACCAGUCGCGCUCCCUCAACGUCCGUCUCGGCUACAAGCGCGCCGCCAACGAGAAGGCCGGUUUCGUCCACAUGCUGAACGGUACUCUGUGUGCCACCGAGCGUGCCCUCUGCUGUCUCGUUGAGAACUACCAGACCCCUGACGGUAUCCGCAUCCCGAAGGCCCUCCAGCCUUACAUGCAGGGCCGUGAAUUCCUCCCCUUCACCCAGGAGCUCCCGAAGAAGGACGCCAAGAAGGAGAAGAAGGAGAAGAAGUAA